AUUGUAACAUCUCCGCUUGGUGUAAGAAGUAACGGAAUUUUUAACAAACUAGUAUAAAAGCCAGAAGAAUUUUAUAAAGUGGUAUCAGUUCACCUUUGGGUUUAUACAGAUAGAAUUAGAGCGCACGUUGAAUUUUUUCUGAAAAAUGGCAUUCAAGACUCUCCUAAUUCUUAUUGUCGUUAGUUAUGCUGAAGCUGGAUUUUUAUCAGGAGCCCAACUCGGUUUGGGACUUACAGGUGGACAUGUAGAUGUUGUCAACUCAUCUCCAGUCGUACUUGGUCAACCUGUGUUGGCCCGAGAAGAACCUUUCGAUUCACACCCACAGUACAGUUUCAAUUAUGGCGUUGAGGAUAGACUUACCGGCGAUUCGAAAAGUCAAACGGAAGCUCGCGAUGGCGAUGUUGUCAGCGGUGAAUAUUCCCUGUUGGAUGCGGAUGGUCUUCAAAGGAUUGUGAAAUAUACAGCUGAUCCUAUUAAUGGUUUUAAUGCAGUAGUGAGCCGGGAACCAGUUGCUGCCACCGCAGUUGCUCCUGUUUCUGCAACCCCAAUCGCCGCAGCUGCUGUUGCUCCAGCUUCUUUGGCUCCUGCUGUGAUAUCACCUGUAGCCACAGCUGCUGUUACUCCCAUAGCCGCCGCUCCCUUGUUCCAUUCAGCUGCUGUAAGAGCUGACGUUGCUCCAGUAUCAAGUAUAUCGCAUUACGGAGCUCGGACCUAUGCAGUUGGAGCCACUCAGUUAAACCUUGCAGCAGCUCCUUUGGCAGCUUCAUAUUCAGUGGUUUCAUCUUAUCCUGGAGCUGCUUACACACCUUUAGCGCAAACAUACGCUGCUUCUCCAAUUUAUGCCGCCCGCUUCCCUGUUUUUAAUAAUGGAUUCAGGACACUCCUUCACCAUUGAAUAUACAAUUGAUUUCUAUACUAAAAGUAACUUCCAUACCACAAUACCUAUCUAUAAUUAUAAUAAUUCAGAAUAAUAAAAUCAUGUUAACCGAUGAAUGUAAGCCAGUGGUAUAAUUUGUAUGUGAGUCAUAUAUAGUUUAUGAAUCAAAUACAUUUUUGGUAUUA
Hermetia illucens (black soldier fly) is the source of this 1062-nucleotide messenger RNA. RefSeq names its product cuticle protein 19.8-like. Lineage: Eukaryota; Metazoa; Arthropoda; Insecta; Diptera; Stratiomyidae. The transcript is spliced from 2 exons. Bases 146 to 895 code for a protein of 249 amino acids. Gene Ontology annotation, cellular component: extracellular matrix. The record is from RefSeq and is a predicted model, not a curated record.